Mangifera indica (mango) is the source of this 856-nucleotide messenger RNA. RefSeq lists its product as uncharacterized. The record is from RefSeq and is a predicted model, not a curated record. Bases 24 to 740 code for a protein of 238 amino acids. The transcript has a single exon. Lineage: Eukaryota; Viridiplantae; Streptophyta; Magnoliopsida; Sapindales; Anacardiaceae.
UCAUUUCUCAUUGUAAGCUCACCAUGAGGUACAAUGAAAUUUCCCACUUCAGCCACCCUCAACACAAGCUCAAAUUCGAGUGCAAUGAAAUGCCAUUCAAGUGCGAUGGCUGCAAGGAAGCAGGAAUCGGGUCUCGUUACAAAUGUUCCAUCUGUGAUUUCGAUCUUCAUGCGCAUUGUGCUAUUCCUUCCCCUUCAAUCUAUCACCCUUUCUACACCAAAUGCUCCUUCCUCUUCCUUUCGCGGCCAGCGGGUGACAAGCCCCGCUACUGCAACGCCUGCGAGCGCGACGUCACCGGCUUUGUCUACCACUGCAAGUCGUGCGGGUUCGACCUCCAUCCCUGCUGCGCGAAGCUGCCGAUGGUGCUGGACGACGGCGAAGUGAAGCUGUAUUUGUAUAGGAAUGUGAGUUCGUCGUGUAACAAAUGUGGCCGCAAAGGGCGGAGCUGGAGUUACAGGUCGACUUGCAAGAAGUAUAAUUUGCAUGUGGCGUGUGUGAAGGAUAUGUUAGCUGAGAAUUGGCAGGAGGUGUAUUUUGGACGAGGGAAAAGCAGGACAAUGGAGAGUAGGAUUCCGAGUUUGAAGAAUAGUCAGCAGAUUCAGCACAAAAAGAGUAGAGGGAAGGUGCAGAAGUACUCCGAAAUUGCUGGUUUGGCUGUGCAGGUUGUGAUUUCAGCCGUGCUUGGAGAUCCAACUGCUCUUAUUGCCGGGGUUAUUGGGUCCUUGAUUUCGAGAGGAUGAUGGUAGAAGUAGAAUUUAGCGGAUGGCAGUUAAAAUAAUAAAGUAAAUUUUAUAUUAAAAUAAAAAAAAUAUUUGUAUUAAUAAAUCAUUGAUUAAUCAAUAUUUUUAUAAUUAUC